Molecule: messenger RNA, 2323 nt
Organism: Zea mays
Lineage: Eukaryota; Viridiplantae; Streptophyta; Magnoliopsida; Poales; Poaceae
Exons: 8
Coding region: 643-1599 (318 amino acids)
Source: RefSeq, a predicted model, not a curated record
GGCGAGUUCAACCGUGUCCUCCGCGCUCCGUGCCUGCCAGCCUGCCACUGCUCGGUUCUAGAAUCCACUCCCUGACCUGUGCGGCGCUCCGUGCCUGGCUGCCAGCCUGCCACUGCUCGGUUCUAGAAUCCACUCCCUGACCUGUGCGGCGUUCCCGUGCCCGGCCGGAGUAUCGAUCGCAUGGCCUGCGCCGGCGCCGCGCAGAAGGUCUCAGCGGUGCUCUACCACUACCCGUGCCCGGACGGCGCGUUCGCAGCGCUCGCCGCUCACCUCUAUUUUUCCGGCGCCGCCCACCCGGUCCGAUUCUUCCCCAAUACCGUCUACGACCCCAUCAGAUGUUCAAUUCUCUAAUUCCAAAGGUGCGGUGAUCUAAGUUAAUGGUGCUGUGUUAAACAUACGAACAUCGGACAGUAAGUACCUGAUGAAAGUGUGAGCCUCAAGUGAUUGUAGGCAUUAUAAAGUUCUGCUUCGACUCUUCUAGUUGUAUUUUAUUGUGGGAAGGAUUCAAUCUGUACUAGGUUUAGCAUAAUCAGAGCUAGAAUGGACUACCUCUGUUGGAUUUCAUUAAAUCAUAAAACACACGGCACCUUUUUUUAUACUUUUGUGGGAUUUUCAUCUUAGUGACACAAACUCUGUGCAAUUAUGCUGAUGCUUUUGUUCUGGUAUAUUCCUUCUGCUAUGAUAUUUUUUUGUCUGUUUUGUAGGAGUGAUUCACUUCCACUGGAAGAAAUAAAAGAUGUUUACCUUCUUGACUUUGUGGGACCUCCUGGUUUUGUUGAAGAUAUAGCCCCUAAAGUCGAAAGAAUAACAAUCCUGGACCAUCAUAAGACCGCUUUUGAAAGUUUGUGUGUGAAUGCCACACUUGGGCAAAAUGUGACCAAGGUGAUAGACAUGCAGCGUAGUGGUGCGACAAUUGCAUUUGACUUCUUUAGAAACAAGCUCUUAACAGAAGUUAGCACCUCACGGGGUAAUGAAAGUGGUAAAGAUGUAGCCAAGGUCAAAUAUGUACCUGACAACAAGGCUGAAACAGUACACAAGCUUUUUAAGUUUAUUGAAGACGGGGACUUAUGGAGAUGGAAAAUUCCAAAUAGCAAGGCCUUCAGCAGUGGACUUAAAGAUUUGGACAUUGAAUUCAAUGUCAAUGCAAAUAAUAAAUUGUUUGAUCAGUUGUUGGAGUUGGAUCCUGAGCAUGUCAUUUCCCAUGGACAAGCGACAUUAUUAGAGAAGCAAAGAUUAAUAGAUGAUUGUUUGGAGAAAUCCUAUGAAAUUUCCCUGGGAUGUGGCCAGUUUGGGAGUUGUCUGGCUGUUGAUGCUGAUGCUAUUUCAAAUUUGAGAAGCGAACUUGGAAAUCAACUAGCUAGCAAGAGCCGUGAUUUUAAUCUAAGGGGUAUUGGGGCUGUUGUAUACAAAGUUCCUGAGUUGAAUAAUGACCAGAUACUGAAAGUAAGUCUAAGAAGUUUAGAACAAGAAGACACAACCUGUAUCUCUCAGGAAUAUGGUGGUGGGGGACAUCGGAAUGCAAGCUCGUUUAUUUUGAGUGUGACUGAGUUUGACAGGUGGAAAGUCGGAUCUUCUCGACCAAAAGUUUUGAAGACAUGAACUGUCGUGUGGAUGAGGUUUCGCGUGCUUGGCCAACGUCAGUAACAAAACGGCAGCAGGUGGGCAUCUUUGAAGCAAGUAUUGGUUGAUGAGCUAUGAAUUCUUAGGGAAGACGGCCCGAAUGAACUUCAAGAAACGCUCCGAGUAGAACUGGGGGUCCACAACCGAGAUCGAGUCCGAGUCAUAUUGCAUGGAAUUCACGAUCGAUUUUCUUUGUCAUAUUGUACUAUUGCAAUAUGUCAAUGAUGCCCAGGUAGAGGACCAGGAACGGACCCAGCCAAAAGUUUGAGUGGGGGCUUAAAUAGAAGCAUAAUUAUUAAUGGACCUUUACAGCUACAGUGAAUAAUACAAACUUCGCAAGAACCAGAAAAUUAAGUGAGGCCCGUGCUUCCCACUCAGCCUAACGUGGGUCCGCCCAUGUAGAGGACAACAUCGCACACCUCACGGAGGAGAAGGCCAAUGCAGCUGAUGAGGAGUUGAAAACCUUGAUGAUAUGCUAGUUGUGAUGCUUCUCCAACCAGUGAGAUAGUAGCUGAUGAUAUGCUAGUUGAACAGCUUUAACCAGUGAUGCACAAUUUUACUUUAUGCGGGGGGAAGGGUGACUCGGAACGACAUGUUUUACAUAGUAGAGAUGGAGUGUUCUUAUCACUUGGGGCCUUGGGGUGAGACAGAAAAAGAACAAUGGAACGCUGGCUGGUUGUGGAGCAGAAAAUCUUUUAUUCUU